CUGGCUGACGCUCUAACGAUCACACAUGUACUGGAACCUAUUUUAUGAUGGGCAAUUUAUAUUAAGCGCGCACUAAAAUGACGUCAAUUUAGUUAUUGUCCGGUCACUGCAUAUUAGAUACUAUCACAUACAAAUUAUGUCUGGGCGAAAUUGUAUUUUUUUUCUAGUUUGUAUGUGUAUUAUUAUAGAAUCAAAUUUUAACGCUAAAUACGCCGUAGAAGUGCUGAAGAAUCUGUUUUUUUCUACAGAACUAUUUUGAUGUUCAGGUGCACCACAUUUCAACGAGAAACGCGAAGAGAAGUGGCUAUGAUGUUUUUACACAUUAUUAAUAUUAUUGCGGAUAUUGCAUUGUUUUAAAUGUUACUGUGAGAUUUGUGGUAAAAUUGCAGCAAUUGUACUACCCACACUAUUCUUCCGACACUUCGAACACCACAAUGGAAACUGCUCCCCUCUCGGGCCAUGGCCUAAUGUCUGUUUACCUUUUAUGGAAAUGAAUCAUUUUCGAAUUUUUCCCCAUGAAUGUACGAUGUACAUUCUUCGCAGAAUGUGAAAUUAUUAGUCUGCCUCACAUUGAUUAAAAAGCGCCGAAAAGACAGUUCGCAUGACACGUUUAAGCUCAACAUGGAUGAAAUUAAAGUAGAACCUGAUUCAGAUAUGAAGACUCUCCAAGUUAAGGAAAAGGCAGUAGCAGAUCUUGCAAUGCAAAUGAGUGAUUCCUCGUUUAAUGAAGAGAACAAUGGAGCUGUAAUCAAACAGGAACCUGAUUCAGAUGGUGAGAUGGACCCACAGCUUACACACAGCAAAGAUCAGAAACCAGUGCCAUUCAGUUUCAUUGCAGUGAAAAAUGAAAUUGAGCAUGAAGACGGGUCAUGGGACAGUAAUACAGUCAAGGGUGAACUGAAGAAUGUAAUUUCGACAGGAGACCUUGAGGAGUGUCUAGAGAGCGAAGAAAAAUUAAGUAGUCAACGAGAAGAAUCAUCCACUUACGGCACUUUAUUAACCGAAGCUAAUGGGAAUGAACAGUACUAUGACAUAUAUAAUGUACGUAACUGUUCUGAUGUGCAUGACAGCACUCAUAAUGAGAUUAAAAUAAUUGCAACAGGAGUGAUGCUUGGGAGUUUAAACAGUAACAAAGUGCGUAGGAAGAAACGCAACAAGACGGGAGAGAAAUCUUAUAAAUGUGAGGAAUGUAAGAGAAUGUUCGUGAGGAAAGAGCACCUAAUGAGGCAUUUUCGCACCCACACUGGGGAAAAACCGUACAAAUGCGAUAUUUGCAAUAAAUUCUUUUCACAGAAUGGAACUUUGAAGGGACAUUAUCGCACUCAUACAGGGGAGAAACCGUACUCUUGUAGCAUAUGCAAUAGGAGUUUUGCAGAAAAUGUAAACCUGAAGAAUCAUUAUCGUAUUCACGCUGAAGAAAGGCUUCAUAAGUGUGACAUAUGCAGUCAAGCCUUUUCUAUGAGGGUCAGUCUGAAAACACAUUAUCGUUCUCACAUGGGAGGAAAGACACACAAGUGUGAAAUAUGUCGAAAGGAAUUUUCUAAAGGUGACAACUUGAGGAAACAUUAUCGUACUCACACAGGGGAGAAACCGCAUAAGUGUGAUCAGUGUGGUAAAGAAUUCUCUGUAAGUGCAAAUCUCAAGAGACAUAUUCGUACCCACACAGGUGAAAAACCAUACAAAUGUGACGUGUGCAACAAGGAAUACUCUAAGAGCGAGCAUCUAAAGACUCAUCGACGCACACAUGCUGCAGUCUGAUUAUUGGAAUAACCAUUGUGAUGAGUACAAAGUACAUGAAUUUUUUGAUUUGUAGGUUAUGUGGUAAUUCUUUAAAUGUUGAGGUUGUUUUACAUUGAAUGACGUUAGAGCACCUACUGGUGAGUGGUUUGUACUCCUACUUCAUAAUCAGGUCCCAGGUUGCCUGCCAGCACAUGCUCGUACAUUAUCUUGAAGCAGGUUAUGAAUGAUCUCUUCCAGUUCAUCAUUCACUGUUACAUAACACGUGGAUUUCAAAAGCAUUGUUGAAUGACCAACAAUCAGUCAAAUAAGAGAAUAGUUGUGACUUAGAAGAAAGUAAAUAAAUUUGUUAUACACGGGGUUUACAUUUGACCCUGAAUUUUCAUUAUUUUUCAGAAUGUGUAUUGUUAUUAUUCACAGUCCAUAGUUCUUUUGUUUUGUGUUUUAGUCUGUUUAACAUGAAACAGGUCAGGCAAUUUAUUGGCAUGUUUCAGGUCAAAUUUGAAUCAUCCUUAUAAGAAAAUUUGAAUUAUGGGUGUGCGUAAACUUAUAGCUUGAGAACAGGUAAACGAGUUUUCACCAAACUUGGCGUGCAUAAUGUUGAAACCAAGAAUAGUUUUCAGAAAGGUUAAAGUUCCAAAAAUAUCUCCUGAGUUCAAAAUCUGGUGACGGUGAUUUCUGUAUCUUAGGAAAUAAGCAUGGCAGAAGCACAUCACCAGGACUGAAAUUGUUUGUAUUGAUCAGGAGAUUACACGAAGAAUGGCCACAACCCCAGAGAACUGUACAGGGUUCAAGUCCUGGUUUAAGAUUAUUUUUGUAACUUGGAAAAUAAUUUGUUUCUAUAAUAUUUAACAAUUCAUUUUAAUGAUGGUUAGUGACCUGGAAAAAUUGUCUUGUUUUGAACUUGAUGAUAUUUUGAAGAGUUUUACUUUGAUUUUUUGGCAUACUUCAGGUCCUAAGAUUAUUGUGAGAUGCUUCCAUUGUAGUAAUUGUAUUCUGCUUUGAGGAAUCAAUAUUCUAUGGUCUGUU
Messenger RNA from Zootermopsis nevadensis, 2766 nucleotides. Its product is annotated as translation machinery-associated protein 7 homolog. Gene Ontology annotation, cellular component: chromatin; transcription regulator complex; PcG protein complex. The record is from RefSeq and is a predicted model, not a curated record. NCBI's taxonomy places the organism in Eukaryota, Metazoa, Arthropoda, Insecta, Blattodea, Termopsidae. Gene Ontology annotation, molecular function: RNA polymerase II cis-regulatory region sequence-specific DNA binding; DNA-binding transcription factor activity, RNA polymerase II-specific. Gene Ontology annotation, biological process: regulation of transcription by RNA polymerase II.